AUGGGUUUCAAGUUGAUGUCUCUGGUCUUGGUCAUCUUCUUGGCCAUCGGCGUUGAAGCGGGUCCUGAUCAAUGUGACGUGAGCUGGUUCUAAAGAGGCGAUUUUUGUUUUGUUACCCGGUCUGGAUCAUAUUUGGUCGAAAAAUUCGUAAUUGCCGGGCGCAGAUCAAAAAAAACGGGCCGUUGACGGUUUAUUGUUUCUUUUAUUCUCGAUAUUUCCCAGGCUGACUACUGUUAGGAAGAUGAACUUUCCAGUCAACUUUUAGACAGAAAUCGGCUUCCGGUCUGUAAAGGAGGUAUAUUUUUUCAAACCUGCGCCGAGCCUUUACUUGGGAUUGGUUUUUAUAUAGUUGAAUCUUAAGUUAAAGAAUUGAUGUGUUCAAGUUUUUCGCACAAUAAAAAUGUUCUGGCCUAUCACAGAAAAUUUUUUUCGCGCUGCGCUAGAACUUUCAAGGAAUUCCUUUUUCUGGCCGACCUAAAGAGUAAGCCUUGAAAUUUGGCCCACGUUUUGGAGUGCUCUGAUCUUUCUGCUCUCUGCAGCCAAACAUGGGCGCACCUCGGAAAAUUUUUUUCCAAAUUUGUUAAGAAAAUUUAUUUUUGGUUUCUGAAAUUAAAAUUGUUCCUAACUUUUCCCAAAAAUUUUUUGUUUCAGGCAAAAUUGCGCGACCCGAAAAUAAGUGCCCAAAUGGACGGCAUUUGCGACGCCUGUGCCGCAUUCUUCCCCGACGAGCCCGAUUUUGCGGCCGGAUGCAAGUCCAGUUGUCACGAGAACGAGAACCGGGCCAGAUGUGUGGCACACGUGCAACGCCGUCUGAAAGAAUUAUCUCCCGUGAAAGGUUGAAGAAUAUUCAAUAAAUAAAUUGUUUUUGUUUAAAAGAGUGCGAAAAUACAUAUUAUGCAAUGAAAAAAGGCUCGGGCGCAGCUAAAAAAAAAGAAAAAAAAAUCCGGAAUCGACCAGAAAAAAGUCGAGUGGCUGUCAUGAUUGUGGAAAUGAUUUUAAUUUUUUUCCAAAGUUUUCAAAAUUUUGAAAUCAAAAAAUUUGAAUAAAUCAAAGGUCGAUUCUCAUUUUUAGCCAAACUUUUAGCCGCCCGAUCAGUUGUGUUUUUGUCUGCCCGCGAGUUCGUUUGCUCGUCAAGCGUGUUCCCCUGUUCCCCCGCUAUGGAUUUCAAGUUGAUCGCUCUGUUCCUGGCCCUCUGUCUGGCCGUUGCUGUGGCCAAACCCAACAAGGCGUUGAAGCUGAAGCAGUUUCAAAUGGAGGAUGUGGAUCCCAAGGACUGUCAUGUAAGUUGGGGGAAAUUCCGGGAAAUGUUUGGCAAGCUGCGUUCAAGUCAUAAUUUUUGUCAUUGUCGGGCGCAGCUUGCAAAAAAAAUAUACUAGUUAUUACAUACUUUGUUGAUUGGCCAUUAUCAGGAAAAGUCUAUGCGAGCUGCGCCCAGUUAAAAAUACAAGCCUGAGCCCCAACCCUAAUCUAAGCUUAGGCUAAGCCUGAACUAAGCCAGGAAACUUUUCAUUGUAUAAAAUGUCUUCUGCAGAUCGCACCCCCUGUCAUUUCCCCGAGUCUUUUGAUUUUUUUUGAGUGGUGGCCAGUCUGCGGAAGUUUUCCUAAAAAAGAAAACUUUUGAGAAAAUGAAGGGACGCGACUUGCGGAGGACAUUUUAUACAUUGAAAAGUUAAUUAGGCUAAAAACCAACUUUUACUUUUCUUUGUAAAGUUUUUCGUACUUUAGGGAAAGCUGGAAGGUCACGAGGAAGACCACAUGUACAUGUUGAGGGCCUGCUUUAACUGCGGCCUGUUCUUCAGGGAUGACAUUGAAUUCUUCCACCGUUGUGUGCAGAACUGCUUCGACAAUGACGACGUCACCGUCUGCUUCAACAAUCUUAGGGAAAACCAUCAACUUGAUGACAAAUAA
Bursaphelenchus xylophilus (pine wood nematode) is the source of this 1908-nucleotide messenger RNA. The record is from the annotation of a GenBank genome assembly. NCBI's taxonomy places the organism in Eukaryota, Metazoa, Nematoda, Chromadorea, Rhabditida, Aphelenchoididae.